This is a messenger RNA of Hylaeus volcanicus, 2179 nucleotides long. RefSeq names its product basic helix-loop-helix neural transcription factor TAP (gene tap). The transcript is spliced from 3 exons. Lineage: Eukaryota; Metazoa; Arthropoda; Insecta; Hymenoptera; Colletidae. Gene Ontology annotation, molecular function: protein dimerization activity. The record is from RefSeq and is a predicted model, not a curated record. Bases 233 to 928 code for a protein of 231 amino acids.
UCGCUUAGUCGAGUUGACCUACCUGCUCGUUUCUAUAGCGAUGUCCCGGACAUUAUCAGCUGAUUAGCGAAUGCGACAUAUGGCCACGGUUGGUUUUAUUAGAUUAUCGGCCACUUAUUUUCAACCAUACAUCCUGGGGCAGUGUGGAACGACGAUCUGAGCUUGAAAAUUUCAACUUGAUCGCGGUGAAUCGCGUACGAUUUUCUACAUAGUAACUCAAAAAGCACUAGCUAUGUCCUCGGAGUACUCGUUCUGCAGCGAAGGAGGAUUCGACGAACUCUCAAGCUCUUCAGAUUCGGGCUUCGACGUCAGUUUCGAGUCGCCGAAACACGAGAUACAAGCGGACACUCUGUUUCCGCCGGCGAAGGAAGAGAAACGCAAGAAGACCAGGAACACGCGGUGCAAGAGCCCUACACAGGUGCUCAGGCUGAAAAGGAACCGUCGGAUAAAGGCGAACGAUCGCGAGAGGCACAGGAUGCACACCCUGAACGACGCCUUGGAGCGGCUCAGGAUGGCGUUGCCCACCUUUCCGGAAGACACCAAGCUGACGAAAAUCGAGACGCUUCGGUUCGCCCACAACUACAUCUGGGCGCUCUCCCAGACGCUGGGAAACGCCGAGGCUGGUGAAAUCACGGUAAACGUUGGGAACGUGACCGUCAGCAUCGGUGAAAACGGAAACAUGAUCACAUCUUCGACGGGAAGCUGCGCGGUGGCGGCUCAGAAACGAUUAGGACCGUCGCACGCCGGAUUCCCCUAUCCUCAGGAGAGAUUCGUCCCGGAGUGGCAGGAGUACGACUGCUACAGCGACCAGAGCGUCAGUCCACCGAUGCAGUAUCAGCCUUGUUUCGACCAGAGGAUGUACCAUCCGCAGCACCAGCUCCAGACGCCUCAUCACAUGGGGCACAACAGCAUGUACCAGUGUCUUUAGAAUUUUCGUGGCGACGUUGAACUCGUGGGACUUCGUGGACGGGUGGAGAUUGGGUACUGGGUGCAGGGGAUCGUCGAAGGUUGAAGAAGUUAGUCUAGACAGUUACAAAGAUGGGCGAAAUUUUAUUAGAUUUAUGGGCAAUGACAUCACCUGAACAAGGAUCACGAAUGAGUCCAGUUUUUUAUUCGUUAUUCGUGUUUCGCCCAUCUCUGGUUCGAAGUUCAUCUGCGAGGGAGAAUAAUGAUGGAUUCUUCCAAGUAGGAUCCUCUGCAGUUUGAAAGUAACGAAAGCAGGGGAGAAAGAUGGAAAUAUUCUAGAAACAUGUUUGGUAAUCGCGUGUUGCAUGAGUCAUCGUCACCAUUGUAACACUGUGUUGAGCAGCGUGGUCAUAAGACCUGCUCAAAUCCAUCAGCGACGUCAGUGCAAAGUAGUGAAUUAAACUCAAUCGGUUGAAAUUAUUUAAAUGAAGACUAGAAGAAUGUACUCCUCAAAUUUUCUGACUGCAAGUACCUUCAUAGCAAAUAGACUUCUCAUAAAUAUCUAUGCAUCUUCAUAUGUACAUCUGAAGAAACUAGUCCCCAGUAAUUUUUAGUUACUCACGCUAUAUCAAAUUUUCCGUGUCAUAUUUUUUACAGUAUUUAUCAAGGACUGAAGACCAAAGAAUUUAUCUAGAUUGUAGCAAACACAAUUCGAUUUCUCCAUUAGCUUCAAUUCUUAGUGUUCUGAUGAAUCUUUCGACUCAGCAUCCUUCACGAAUCUAAAACAACAAUGUAAUUUACAAGCAACAUGAUUCUCCUGCUGCAUGUAAAUUAUACUCCGAUCAACAAUAGCCUGCAUAUCCUAUUUAAAAAUUCGAAAAGUGCUAACGACCAAUUUUGUGUAAUCGUUGGUCGUUCGAGCUUAGUUCGCGUGAUUGUAAAAAGAGUAGGCCAGUGCGAGAAAGAUGAUCGUUAUUUACUUUCUAAGAGAGCAUUCUAUCUGCAACGAAUUUCUAGAAUUAAGGUUUUAGCCGUAGAUCGAUCGUAGCAUGAUUUUAGUUUCGGUUCUCUCGCGAUCGUUUGAGACGCGUCAUCAUUGCCAUGGAAUCGAUAUCACGAUUCACGAAUGUUUAAACACGUACUAAAAUCGCGUUCCUUUUCUUUUCUAGUCAUCGAUGUUCUUAGGUUGAUCUCGAACGUUUGAUCUCACCACCCUCGUUUCUAGAUUUAGGUUAAUUUAAGCGUGCAUCUCCGUCAGUGCUCUUAUCGGAUU